Molecule: messenger RNA, 672 nt
Organism: Tauraco erythrolophus (red-crested turaco)
Lineage: Eukaryota; Metazoa; Chordata; Aves; Musophagiformes; Musophagidae
Gene: SFTPD
Product: surfactant protein D
Biological process (GO): ossification
Molecular function (GO): growth factor activity
Source: RefSeq, a predicted model, not a curated record
AUGUUGUCUCACUCAUCCUGCAUGCUCAUAGCAGUAGCUGCUUUGCUAGUGACUUGCCAUGCGCUGUGUAAAUGUCCAGGAAUUCCUGGGCUACCUGAUAUCCCUGAACUGCCUGGAAGAGAAGGUCUGAAAGGACAGCCACGUUUACCGGGUCUCAUAGGACUCUGUAGAAACCUGAUGGGGCCUCCUGGAAGAGAUGGUCUUCCUUGGGUGCAAGGUCUACCUUAUUCUUUGGACACUAAACUCCAUGAUGUUUUAGUAAAUCUGAAACACCGACUCUCCAGACUUGAAGGCGUGCUUGCUUUGGAUGGGAAGAUAAGAGAAGUAGGAGGGAAAAUACUGGCCAGCAACGGGAAGGAAGUUGAUUUUGCAUCUGCACUACAAUCCUGUGAAGAGGCUGGAGGAACUCUUGCAACUCCCACAAACGAGGAGGAGAAUAAAGCUGUUUUGGGUAUUGUGAAACAGUAUAACCGAUAUGCUUACUUGGGCAUUAUAGAGGGUGAGACUUCAGGUCAAUUCAAUUACAUAAAUGGCACACCUCUGAAUUAUACCAAGUGGCACCAACAUGAGCCUAAUGGCAAAGGGACAGAAAAAUGUGUAGAGAUGUACACUGAUGGGAGCUGGAAUGACAAAAAAUGCAACCUGUAUCGCCUCACAAUCUGUGAAUUUUAA